Molecule: messenger RNA, 252 nt
Organism: Dacryopinax primogenitus
Lineage: Eukaryota; Fungi; Basidiomycota; Dacrymycetes; Dacrymycetales; Dacrymycetaceae
Exons: 2
Biological process (GO): maturation of SSU-rRNA; ribosomal small subunit assembly; translation
Cellular component (GO): ribosome; cytosolic small ribosomal subunit
Molecular function (GO): structural constituent of ribosome
Source: RefSeq, a predicted model, not a curated record
UCCACCAAGGCACCCGUCAAGCUCGCUCGUGUUAUCAAGGUUUUGGGCCGUACUGGCUCUCGGGGAGGUGUUACGCAAGUGCGUGUAGAGUUUAUGGACGACACUUCGCGAAGCAUCAUCCGUAAUUGCAAGGGGCCCAUUAAGGAGGAUGACAUCCUGGCCCUGCUCGAGUCGGAGCGUGAGGCUCGGUACGUCAUACAGCCCUCUCAUUUGACGCAUCUCGCUGACUCUAUCCAUAGUCGUCUGCGCUGA